Molecule: messenger RNA, 1443 nt
Organism: Aspergillus versicolor CBS 583.65
Lineage: Eukaryota; Fungi; Ascomycota; Eurotiomycetes; Eurotiales; Aspergillaceae
Exons: 2
Coding region: 1-1443 (480 amino acids)
Biological process (GO): sphingosine biosynthetic process; ceramide biosynthetic process
Cellular component (GO): serine palmitoyltransferase complex
Molecular function (GO): pyridoxal phosphate binding; serine C-palmitoyltransferase activity
Source: RefSeq, a predicted model, not a curated record
AUGCCUGUUUCUAUAUAUUCUGUCAUUGAAUGCCCGGACCAGUUCCCCCUCUACUAUAGAUUUUCGACGUACUUGAGCUUCGCCAUAUUGAUCGCCGUCGGCCUUAUCCGGGACCUCUUUGGGAAACUGUUCCGCCCAAAAGCAUACCAAUAUCUGAAACCGCAAGACGGAUACGCAGCACUCAACCCUGGCUUCGACAACUUCUAUCUACGGCGACUGCACGCGCGCAUGGAUGAUUGUUUUGAGCGCGUCACCACGGGCGUCCCGGGACGACAUAUUACACUCGUCAACCGAACCGAGGGAACAACGGAAGAAACUGAAACACUGAACCUGAGUUCGUACAACUAUCUCGGAUUUGCGGAUUCCCAAAACUCGUGCGCACGCUUCGUUGAGGCCUCGAUUCGAACUUGCGGGGUGGGCGCUGCAGGUUCAUGCGCGGAAAUAGGCACCCACCAGCUUCAGGUUCAAGUAGAGGAACUGGUUGCGUCGUACGUAGGCAAGCAAGCAGCAAUUGUCUCCUCUAUGGGAUUUGGCACGAACUCGAGUGUCUUCUCCACGCUGGUUGGUGAGGACUGUCUGGUUCUGUCGGACGAGCUGAACCAUGCGUCGAUACGGUUUGGGGCACGAGCCUCUGGCGCUUCCAUCAUGACAUUCAAACACAAUGACUUGGUUGAUCUGGAAACUAAGCUUCGAAACAGCAUCGGGUCUCGUCGCAAAUGGAGGAAAGUUUUGGUGGUUGUUGAGGGACUCUAUUCCAUGGAAGGAUCCUUGUGUGACUUGCCAGGGCUCGUCGCCCUAAGGAGAUUGUACAAGUUCUAUCUCUUCGUCGACGAAGCGCACUCAAUCGGCGCAAUUGGCCCCAACGGAAGAGGCGUCUGCGACUAUUUCCACGUUGAUCCCGCCGAGGUGGACAUUCUGAUGGGCACUUUCACCAAGUCAUUCGGUGCAAUGGGGGGGUACAUUGCGAGUGACCGCGCGGUGAUCUCGAAACUGCGAGCAACCGACGCCGGCGUGAUAUACAGCGAGGCGCCCGCACCCGCUGUUCUCGCGCAGAUUCUCUCCUCCAUGCAAAUCAUCGUUCGGCGCGGCCAAGGGCCAGAUGAAGGGGGAGCCAGACUGGCGCAAUUGCUAUCCAACUCCAGAUACCUCCGCCGAGGACUGAAACGGCUGGGUCUGAUGGUCUAUGGGAAUGAAGAUUCGCCUGUGGUGCCUGUUCUCUUGCUCAACCCGGCGAAAAUGCCGGCCUUCUCGCGCGAGAUGCUGCGGCGCAGGAUCUCUGUGGUCGUGGUUGGAUAUCCUGCUACGCCUUUGCUCUUAUCUCGGGUUCGCUUUUGUGUUUCGGCAACGCAUACAAAGGCGGAUUUGGAUCUUGUUUUGUCUGCUUGUGAAGAGCUUUGCCAUGUGCUACAGCUACGGCUAUGCCAUGGCUCCUGCGACGUCUGA